Molecule: messenger RNA, 1133 nt
Organism: Cucumis sativus (cucumber)
Lineage: Eukaryota; Viridiplantae; Streptophyta; Magnoliopsida; Cucurbitales; Cucurbitaceae
Product: protein SMALL AUXIN UP-REGULATED RNA 10
Exons: 1
Coding region: 356-874 (172 amino acids)
Biological process (GO): response to auxin
Source: RefSeq, a predicted model, not a curated record
ACGCCAUUUUCAAUCAAUCUAAGAAAAUUCCUUCCCCCUUUUCUCUCAAUUCUCUUUCAUUUUUCUUCGUAAGUCUUCAAGAAAUUUUCUUAUUUUAUUUAUUUAUUUAUUUUUUUCAUAAUCAUCUUCAAUUAAUUUUCUCCCCAAAUUCAUCGAAUUGGUUUUUCGUUAAUCACGAUGAGUAACACAAUGAGACCUAGGGUUAAGAUCUUGUUUUAUUUAGUAUACGAUCGAGGUUAAUUUCCAUCAAAUUCAACAAAAUCAAACCCAAAUUUCCGUUUAAAUCAUUCUCGCUAAGUUCCGAUCCGAAGGAUUUUCGUUUCUGAAAUUCGCUAGUUUCGUUUACAUUUGAUCCAUGGAUUUAAGUAGAGAGAAAGUGAAGAACAAGGGAUUGAUCUUGAAAACCUGGGAGCGGUGCAAAUCGAUGGGCCGAGGGCAAAGAAAUUCACCGUCCUCCACUGGAAUAAAACGAUUCUUAACGAGGAAGACAAAAUCCUUGCCUCGCUUGGAGGUCUUCUCCGGCGGAGAAGACGAGGACGAGAAGGAACGCCGGCGUAGCCGAAAACGGAGAGUUGCGCCUGAAGGAUGUUUCACGGUGUACGUCGGAGCAGAGAGGCAGAGAUUCGUGAUCAAAACAGAGUGUGCUAACCAUCCUCUGUUCCGAUCGCUGUUGGAGGAGGCGGAGGCGGAGUACGGAUACAACUGUCAAGCGCCGCUAUCGCUACCUUGCGAUGUUGAGAGUUUUUAUAGCGUAUUGAUGGAGAUGGAUGACGACAGCGCCGGUGAUCUCCGCCGUGGAUGUGGGUAUCCAACUCCGAAGAGAUUUGGAUAUAAUCUUCUCAGUCCACGAUCUUCAUCGCUGGUUGUAAAUUAAAUCAGUUUUCCACUUCAGAUUCUCUACUUCUCUCUCUUUUGAAUUUAAAAGUGGUUUUUUUAAUUUGUGUUGGUUGGUGGUUUUAGAUUUUAGGAUUAUGUGUUGUUGUUCUUGUUGCAAAAGGUGGUGUUAUGAAUGUGGUGUUUUGUUGUUGUAAGGGUUCGUCUUUUAAAAACCGAAUCGAUUUGGUUUUAAUUAAUCGAUCGGUUCGUUCUUUUAGCAAACUUAUAUAUACAUUAAAGUUGGAAUUUGUCUAAAA